Molecule: messenger RNA, 1768 nt
Organism: Psylliodes chrysocephalus
Lineage: Eukaryota; Metazoa; Arthropoda; Insecta; Coleoptera; Chrysomelidae
Source: the annotation of a GenBank genome assembly
CUUGUCAAUAGUUUGACAAAUCAUUGGAAUGCCUAAUAAUUUAAAUUUUAAAUGCUAUAAGCAACCUAAAAUAAAGUUUUUUAUUUUUAAUUAUAUAAGUUUAAGAAAAUGUACAAUUACAUAUUUUUAAUUUUAAUUUAUUUCGAAAUUGGCGAAACUAAAAUAUUAUCCGAUAAAUUAAAUGUACUUUUAAUUUUAGCUGAUGAUGGUGGUUUUGAAAUGGGAACAUAUAGAAAUAAAAUUUGUCAAACCCCCAAUUUAGACCAAUUAGCAAAGAACAGUUUGAUUUUUAAUAAAGCUUUUACUUCAGUUAGUAGUUGUUCUCCAAGUCGGGCUGCUUUAUUAACAGGCAUGCCAUCCCAUCAAAAUGGUAUUUAUGGUUUACAUCAGGGUGUACAUCACUUUGAUUCUUUUAAAAAUAUAAGAAGCAUUUCGAAGAUUUUAAAAGAAAAUAAAAUUAGAACUGGGAUCAUUGGUAAGAAACAUGUUGGUCCUGAAAAUGUGUAUCCAUUUGAUUUUUCUGAGACUGAAGAAAAUAAUUCCAUUCUUCAAGUCGGCAGAAAUAUCACUCACAUUAAAUUGUUAACUAGACAAUUUCUAAAUACUUCUGAGCCAUUUUUCCUGUAUAUCGGAUUUCACGAUCCACAUCGUUGUGGUCAUACAAAUCCUGAAUAUGGCGAAUUUUGUCAACGAUUCGGAAACGGUGAACCCGGAAUGGGAUUCAUUCCAGAUUGGCAACCUAUUAUUUAUCAACCGGAUGAAUUAGAAUUACCUUAUUUUAUUCCAAAUACUUGGGAAGCUAGAAAAGAUGUUGCGGCUCAGUACACAACGAUCUCAAGACUCGAUCAAGGUGUCGGUCUAAUUAUUAACGAAUUAAAGACAUCAGGUCAUUAUAAUAAUACUCUCAUAAUAUACACAAGCGAUAAUGGAAUACCUUUUCCGAGUGGAAGGACGAAUUUUUACGAUUCAGGGAUAGCAGAACCAUUAUUUAUAUCUUCUCCAAUUCAUAAAGAGCGCAAAGGACAAGUAACAAACUCACUUUCAAGUUUGUUAGAUAUUGUGCCAACUCUAUUAGAUUGGUAUGGUAUUAAAAAUGACACUGCUGCUAUAACUUAUAAUGAAGUUGAAGAGACAGAUAUCUUAACUGGAAAAAGUUUACUACCACUUUUAGAAAAAGAACCAGCCGACAAAUCGAAGGAAAUAGUGUUCGGUAGUCAUAAUUUGCAUGAAAUUACAAUGUAUUAUCCGAUGAGGAUGGCCCGCUCCCAAAGAUAUAAACUUAUACAUAAUUUAAACUAUUACGCUCCUUUUCCUAUCGAUCAGGAUCUGUACGUAUCUCCCACAUUUCAAGAUAUCCUUAACAGGACAAAAACAAAUCAGAACCCGUUCUGGUAUAAAAGUCUUCGGGAAUAUUACAAACGACCCGAAUGGGAAUUAUAUGACUUGAAAUAUGAUCCGGAAGAGUUAAAUAAUAUUGUUAAAAAAAAUAGUUCGCAAGCUAUUUUUAACGAAUUACGAAACAAAAUAUACCAAUGGCAAAGACAAACGAAUGAUCCUUGGAUAUGUUCUCCUCAUGCCGUUUUCGAAAAUGUAGGAAAAUUUAAACAUGAUCCACAAUGUUUAGAUUUAGAUAAUGCAUGGUAAAAACAUCGAUUUUAUAUUUUUAUAAUUAUUAUUUAAACAUUUUUCUGAAUUUUCUAUAAAAUGUGUAAAAAAGCUAAUACUUAUACUUAUUUUUUAUUGUUUUAAUAAAAAACUUAUUGUUGAA